Messenger RNA from Solanum tuberosum (potato), 1149 nucleotides. RefSeq names its product proline-rich extensin-like protein EPR1. The transcript is spliced from 2 exons. Bases 1 to 1149 code for a protein of 382 amino acids. The record is from RefSeq and is a predicted model, not a curated record. Lineage: Eukaryota; Viridiplantae; Streptophyta; Magnoliopsida; Solanales; Solanaceae.
AUGGCUCGGCAUUACAACUUGUCCUCCAUCUUAUUGUUUGCGUUUAUCUACUUUAUGCAUGAUGACAUAAUAACUACUAUAACGGCACGUCGCCUUCUUCAGACCCCUAGUUUCUCAGCACCCGCUACUCCUAGUUUUUCAACGUCCGUUGUCCCAAGUUUCUCAACGUCCACUACCCCCAGUUUCUCAAUGCCUGCUACCCCAAGUUUCUCUAAUUCCCCCAGUCUUUCAAAGCCUGAGAACCCUAGUUUCUCAAAACCUGAAACACCUAGUUUCUCGAAGCCUGAAACUCCUAGUUUCUCAAAGCCUGAGACACCUAGUUUCUCAAAGCCCAAAAUUCCUAGUUUUUCAAAACCCAAGACCCCUAGUUUCUCAACGCCCACUACCCCUAGUUUCUCAACGCCCGCUACCCCAAGUUUCUCCAAUUCCCCUAGUCUUUCAAAGCCUAAGACCCCUAGUCUUUCUAAGCCUGAGACCCCUAGUUUUUCAAAAUCUGAAACACAUAGUUUCUCAAAGCCUGAAACUCCUAGUUUCUCAAAGCCAGAAACUCCUACUUUCUCAAAGCCAGAAACUUCUACUUUCUCAAAUUUCUCAAAACCAGAGACCCUUACUUUUUCAAAGCCCGAGACCCCUAGUUUCUCAAAACCUGAGAGUCCUAGUUUCUCAAAGCCCGAGACUCCUAGUUUCUCAAAGCCUGAUACCUCUAGUUCUCCAAAGCUCGAGACUCCAAGUUUCUCUAUGCCCAAGACCCCUGGUUCACAAAAGUUCGAGACUCAUACCUUCUCAAAGCCUGAAAACCCUAGUGUUUCAAAGCCCGAGACUCCUACAUUCUCAAAGCAUGUGACUCCUACUUCCUCAAAGCCCGAGACCCCUACUUUAUCAAAGCCUGAGACUCCUACUUUCUCAAAGCCUGAGACCCUAAGUUUCUCAAUACUCGAGACCGCUAGUUCUACAAAACCCGAGAUUUCUAGUUUUUCAAAGCCUGAGACUCCUAAUUCCCCAAAGCCAGAGACCCCUAAUUCUCCAAAGCUCGAGACCCCUAGUUUUUCAAAGCCUGAAACCCCUACUUUCUCAAAGCCUGAGACUCCUACUUUCUCAAAUCCUGAAAUUCCAAAACCUUCUAAACAAACAUUGUCAACUUCUCCCUGA